AUGCUCAGACAAGCUGUCCGGACGAGUGGGCUUCGUGCCCUCCUUUGGCUUCGUAUACCGCCACCUGCAUCUCUGCCUCGUCAGGGCUACUCCGCCGCUCUCACUUCUACCCCGCUUCGAUCUUCUUCAAGUGGCCGACCACAGGAUCACGUCCGACCUCAAACUACAACUUCCAAAUUCUCAGACCUCGCUUCUGAUACGAGCAGCGAAGCCUACUACGGAGCUUUCCCAUCGCGAACACAUACUUGCGGCGAGCUGCGCGCAACACAUGUAGAUCAACAAGUCAUCCUCACCGGUUGGCUGCAGUCGUCGCGGCAGGUAUCCAAGCAGCUCGGCUUCCUCACAAUAUUCGAUCACACUGGCUCGGUUCAGCUCAAAGUCCAGCCGACAUCAGAAUCUGCUUCACUACUCGAUUCUCUUUCGUCAAUCCCCCUGCAGAGCGCCAUCCUCAUCCACGGAAAAGUAGCCUUGCGUCCGACUCAGGACUCCAAAGCAGACCAAACGACAGGAGCAAUCGAAGUGCUGCCAGACAGCUUCACCCUGCUCAAUCCGGCUACACGAGACUUACCUUUUCAGCCGUCUGACUCCGUUCAUGCCGAUGCAGUCUCGACAGAGCUCCGUGCUCGACACAGGUACCUCGAUCUGCGCCGUCCCUCGCUUGCGCACAACAUUCGACUGCGCAGCCGCAUCACCCAUGCUGUGAGGAACCAUCUCUACGACCAGGGUUUCCUCGAAAUUGAGACUCCUGUCCUGCUCAGAUCCACUCCUGAAGGAGCGCGCGAGUUCCUCGUGCCCACACGAACAUCAUCAACUACAGCAGGCGCCUCGGCCGAGCCUAGCUUCUAUGCUCUACCACAAUCGCCUCAGCAGCCGAAACAGCUCUUGAUAGCGUCAGGAAUUACGGACAGGUACUUCCAAAUUGCAAAGUGUUUCCGCGAUGAAGAUGGACGCAAGGAUCGUCAGCCCGAGUUCACGCAGAUCGAUCUCGAAAUGGGGUUCGUAAGCGGUGGUCCUCCGACGACAUUGCAACUAUCCAACCCGUCCCAGGUACCGGAAGUCGAGUCGGAAGCGGACAGUGCCGAUGCCAGAGAUGCCCAAGGCCAAUGGAGGAUUGGCGGCCAUCAGGUGAGGGACGUUAUCGAAGGUCUGGUGAGACGCAUUUGGGACGUAGCUGGUAGGGGUGUUGCUUUACCGACCACCCGCUUCCCCGUCAUGUCGUACUGGACUGCCAUGACACGCUAUGGCUCGGACAAGCCCGACUUGCGGUAUGACUAUUCACUGCACGACAUUUCCUCCGGCUUCAUGUCUUCGUCCGACCCCGACCCUCCAUCCAAAGACGCUGGCCAGAGUCUCGAAAUCUUGCCCUAUCAACACCAUUCCAUCGGUUCGCUUUCGAAAAGUCAGCUCGACCACAUCGUUGCACCAUUCAAAGGCAAGAUCGAGCGGUUCCGCGUUGCGUCCAAGGACAACAUCCACGAGCUGGCCGCGCUGCUUCUCAAGAAGAGCAAUCUGACACGAACCUUCCUAUCCCGACUCGAGCAUCUCCCGGCAUCCGAGGUUGACGUUGAGCAUCUUGCGUCCACCCUUCGAGGAGCGCUCGAGGCAGAAGCGAGACAGAGCGACGCAGGCCAACCCGUAGACGUCUUUGUCUCGCUCCGCACGGAUCCACCGGAGGGCGGGAGCACACCACUGGGCGAUGUGCGCAAGCUUCUAGCCGGCACACUCGUGUCCAAGAACCUGCUUCACCUGCGAGGUGAUGCGUUCGCGUGGAUCACCGAAUUCCCGCUCUUCACGCUCGCGGACGAAGACAAGAACCAGCUGUCGUCGUUCUCCUCAUCCACGGCCCUCACACGGUGGCAGUCCUCGCACCACCCAUUUACGGCGCCGCUUUCCGCCGACAUCCCGCUGCUCUCAUCCGCGCACACGAUAGCUUCGGUGCGCGGGCAGCACUACGACCUCGUGCUCAACGGACAAGAGAUCGGCGGCGGCAGCGUUCGCAUCCACUCGCGCGCCAUGCAGGAACAUGUCUUCCGCCACAUCCUCCAACUCAACCCCGACGAGUGUGCCCGGUUCGUACACCUGCUCGACGCCCUCGACUGCGGCGCUCCCCCGCACGGAGGCAUCGCGCUCGGCUUCGACCGCCUCAUGGCCAUCCUCUGCAACACCGAGAGCAUCCGCGACGUCAUCGCCUUCCCCAAACAGGGCUCCGGCGUCGACCCGCUCUUCGGCUCCCCCGCACCCCUGCGCGAGCCCAACGAAUCUCAGUCCGCCGCAGAGUCCCUCCUCCGCUUGUACGGUCUCACCAAAGCUAACACCUGA
Messenger RNA from Sporisorium graminicola, 2319 nucleotides. RefSeq lists its product as uncharacterized. The record is from RefSeq and is a predicted model, not a curated record. Gene Ontology annotation, molecular function: ATP binding; nucleic acid binding; aspartate-tRNA ligase activity. Bases 1 to 2319 code for a protein of 772 amino acids. NCBI's taxonomy places the organism in Eukaryota, Fungi, Basidiomycota, Ustilaginomycetes, Ustilaginales, Ustilaginaceae. Gene Ontology annotation, biological process: aspartyl-tRNA aminoacylation. Gene Ontology annotation, cellular component: mitochondrion; cytoplasm. The transcript has a single exon.